CACCAUGAAGUGGGGCAGCCUCUUGGUGCUGGCGGGGCUCCUCGCCCUCUGGGCCGGGCUGCAGCCCACGUCUGGGAAGCUUGUUCCAGACAUCUGCAGGCUCCCCCCAGAGCAAGGCCACUGUGCACGGUACCUCAAACGCUACUACUACAACUGGGUCACCAGGACCUGCCAACAGUUCAUUUAUGGCGGCUGCCAGGGCAAUGCUAACAACUUUAAGACCCGCCGGGAGUGCGAGAACAGGUGCAAGGUGGGCGGCAAGGGGCUGAGCCUGCCAGGGCCGGACGCUGCGAGCGGCAUGGCGGCACCGGGGCGAUGGCCGGACGUGCAGGGAAGGGUGAAGCUGGGGCAGCCCCGAGAGUGACCCCAUGGACAGCGGGGCCUGCGGGUCCUGGACCCUCCCACGGACCCGUCCUGGCUCCACACACCGAUGGGGCACGUGACCCCAGCACCAGCAACCUGCUUCCCGCACCGCCCUCCCCACACGAUCGCAGCUCCUUCCUGCAGCAAUAAAGACCCCGCUUUGCGGCUUCCUGCAACCUC
Messenger RNA from Alligator sinensis (Chinese alligator), 543 nucleotides. RefSeq names its product kunitz-type serine protease inhibitor 161-like. NCBI's taxonomy places the organism in Eukaryota, Metazoa, Chordata, Crocodylia, Alligatoridae. Gene Ontology annotation, molecular function: serine-type endopeptidase inhibitor activity. The record is from RefSeq and is a predicted model, not a curated record. The coding region runs from base 5 to 364 and encodes 119 amino acids. The transcript is spliced from 3 exons.